GCGCCCCCUGCGCGCAUGCGUGCUGGUCCCCGGAAGCGAUGCGCGCAGCGUUCGCCCCUGCGUCCCGGCGGGAGCAGCAGAGUCCGUGGAUGUGGGGCCGCCGCUGACAUGGCUUCGGCGGGAGGCGGCGGCUGCGACAGCGCCGCUCCCGAGGCCGAUCGUCCCCAGCCGCGGCCGUUCCUCAUCGGCGUGAGCGGUGGCACCGCGAGCGGCAAGUCAACAGUGUGUGAGAAGAUUAUGGAGCUGCUGGGACAAAACGAAGUGGACCGCCGCCAGCGCAAGUUGGUCAUCCUGAGCCAGGACUGCUUCUAUAAGGUUCUGACAACAGAGCAAAAGGCUAAGGCCUUGAAGGGACAGUACAAUUUCGAUCACCCAGAUGCUUUUGAUAAUGAUCUGAUGCACAAGACUCUGAAAAACAUUGUCGAAGGCAAAACUGUCGAGGUCCCCACCUAUGAUUUUGUGACGCACUCAAGGUUGCCAGAGACCACGGUGGUCUACCCAGCUGAUGUGGUUCUGUUCGAGGGCAUCUUGGUAUUCUACACUCAGGAGAUCCGGGACAUGUUCCACCUACGCCUCUUUGUGGACACAGACUCUGAUGUUAGGCUGUCUCGAAGAGUUCUCCGGGACGUGCACCGAGGGAGGGACCUGGAGCAAAUUCUGACCCAGUACACCACCUUUGUGAAGCCAGCAUUUGAGGAGUUCUGCCUGCCGACCAAGAAGUAUGCCGAUGUGAUCAUCCCCCGAGGAGUUGACAAUAUGGUCGCCAUCAACCUGAUCGUUCAGCACAUCCAGGACAUUCUCAAUGGCGACCUGUGCAAGCGGCAUAGAGGAGGGCCCAAUGGGCGCAACUACAAGAGGACCUUCCCUGAGCCAGGAGAUCACCCUGGGGUGUUGGCCACUGGCAAACGCUCACACCUGGAGUCUAGCAGCAGGCCCCACUGAGACCAGCAUAUGUAGGUUCCCCACAGACCCAUGAUUAAGGGUCUCGACCUGGGGACAACCACUUGCCCUUAAAAGCACAGUCAGGGAUUCUUCUCAGUGUGAUCUAGGGUGGCAGCAUUUAGGACGAAGGCCUUCCUUGCUUGGGAGGGCAGAUUCAUGCUGACAGAGCAUUCUGGUGUCCUUUGCUUCCUCUCGUUGGAGGAGGUCAGCAGGUCUCUGGGUCACUGAGAAAUGUCCCAAACCGCAUAGAAAGCUCAUGGUGCUGGCUUCCAGAGGGAUGCAGGACAUACAUUAUGGGGCAGCUGAGGAAACAGCCCUGGCACUGGCUGGCUUGGUGUUGAUAGUGAGCCAGUGUGUGUUUCAUGUGUAUGUUGCAGAAGUAAAGUCUGAAGACAUGUUAACUGUCCUAUUUGUUUUGUGGCAGGCUGUUUCUGACCUAUGAACUUAGUUUUAACAAUCUACCACUGGGCUAUAUAGUCCAGUCUAAGGAGCCUGAGGCAGGAAGGAACCCUAACGCCUAUCCAUGUGUCCCUAAGCAGCAAGGGACUCCUGGGUAUUCCUGGGGCCUGGCUUGUGGGAUAGAUGGGAGCAGGCCCUCAGGUUUCUUGUGACUAAAAUAGUGUCUUCAUAAUUCUGCAGGAAGCCUUGUGCCCUGGGGGCUGUCUGUGUAUAAGCCACUUGGGUAGCCAGGAGGCCACAGGAGUGUGGAGCAGAGUCACGUGAACAUGGCUGCUCAAAGGCAGCUGGUCUCCUGCAUGCUGGACCUGAGCUCAUAGCUUCACACAUGGUCCAUUCUAUGCUGGCCCCUUUUGGAAGUGUCCUUGCUAUUGUCAUAGGCCACGGUGCAGGCAUUUUCAUUAGUUCUCAUUAAAUACGAUGUGGUUCUUUCUCAUGACAGCAGCUGAGCUGCCUUGAGCUCAUGGGCUGGUUUCUGUUAGUGCUGUACUGGUUUUGUUGAACUGAAACCCCUCUUUGGAGGAAGAAUCAAUAAAUAACACUAAAAAAUGA
Messenger RNA from Phodopus roborovskii (desert hamster), 1950 nucleotides. RefSeq names its product uridine-cytidine kinase 1 (gene Uck1). Gene Ontology annotation, molecular function: kinase activity; ATP binding. Bases 16 to 942 code for a protein of 308 amino acids. The record is from RefSeq and is a predicted model, not a curated record. Gene Ontology annotation, cellular component: cytoplasm; cytosol. NCBI's taxonomy places the organism in Eukaryota, Metazoa, Chordata, Mammalia, Rodentia, Cricetidae. The transcript has 7 exons.